GGAUCCAAUACGCUUCGAUCCCCUUCCUUUCGAUUUCCUCGAUCCGCUCUGUCUCGUCUCUCACUCCUUCGAAGCUCGGCAAUGGCGGCGGCUGCUCUUGCUCGGCUCUGCCGCAAGACCGUAGGCUCCUCCACCGCGUCCCGCCUCCUAUCGACCUCCGCUUCGCCUGCGGCGGCGAUGGAUCGGGUGAGAUGGGACUACCGGGGUCAGCGGCGGGUGAUUCCCUUAGGUCAGUGGGUUCCCAAGAUCGCCGUCGACGCUUACGUCGCCCCGAACGUUGUGCUCGCUGGGCAAGUCACUGUCUGCGAUGGGGCUUCGGUCUGGAAUGGAUCCGUCCUCCGUGGCGACCUCAACAAGAUCACCGUCGGGUUCUCGUCCAACGUGCAGGAGAGAUGCGUUCUCCACGCCGCUUGGAACUCACCUACAGGACUUCCUGCGGAGACUUAUAUUGAGCGCUAUGUGACUAUUGGUGCAAACAGUCUUCUACGCUCCUGCACCAUUGAGCCUGAAUGCAUCAUUGGGCAACACUCCAUCCUCCUGGAAGGAUCUCUAGUUGAGACAAACUCAAUCCUUGAAGCAGGCUCUGUGCUACCUCCAGGUCGUCGGAUUCCAACAGGUGAACUAUGGGCUGGCAAUCCAGCAAGGUUUGUGCGAAAGCUUACUCACGAGGAGAUCUUGGAGAUCCCAAAACUCGCCAUGGCAGUCAAUGAUCUGAUGCAAAGCCACUUCUUUGAGUUCCUCCCAUAUUCCACGGCCUAUUUGGAGGUGGAGAAAAUGAAGAAGGCCCUAUCUAUUUCUCUUUAGAAAACAUAUUAAUUUCUGGAUCAUUGCCCCUUGGAAAUAAGAUUGAAACUUGAUGUUUUGCUUGGAUUGUAUUUUGUGCAUGCUCAGAGUAUUUAUGUUCACAGAGAAAUGGUUUCAAA
Molecule: messenger RNA, 923 nt
Organism: Dioscorea cayenensis subsp. rotundata (Guinea yam)
Lineage: Eukaryota; Viridiplantae; Streptophyta; Magnoliopsida; Dioscoreales; Dioscoreaceae
Product: gamma carbonic anhydrase-like 2, mitochondrial
Exons: 2
Coding region: 82-804 (240 amino acids)
Source: RefSeq, a predicted model, not a curated record